Messenger RNA from Egretta garzetta (little egret), 522 nucleotides. Its product is annotated as hexokinase-4-like. Gene Ontology annotation, molecular function: mannokinase activity; fructokinase activity; glucokinase activity. The annotation marks the transcript as partial. Gene Ontology annotation, cellular component: cytosol; mitochondrion. Gene Ontology annotation, biological process: glucose 6-phosphate metabolic process; regulation of insulin secretion; glycolytic process. The transcript has 4 exons. The record is from RefSeq and is a predicted model, not a curated record. NCBI's taxonomy places the organism in Eukaryota, Metazoa, Chordata, Aves, Pelecaniformes, Ardeidae.
CCUCCUUUCUUCCAGCUCUUCGACUACAUCUCCGAGUGCAUUUCCGAUUUCCUGGACAAACACCAGAUGAAGCACAAAAAGCUGCCCCUGGGCUUCACCUUCUCCUUCCCCGUGCGGCACGAGGACAUCGACAAGGGCAUCCUCCUGAAUUGGACCAAGGGCUUCAAAGCCUCUGGCGCGGAAGGGAACAACGUGGUCGGGCUCCUGAGAGACGCCAUCAAACGGCGAGGGGACUUCGAGAUGGACGUGGUGGCGAUGGUGAAUGACACGGUGGCCACGAUGAUCUCCUGCUACUACGAAGAUCACCGGUGCGAGGUUGGGAUGAUUGUGGGUAAGACGGCCCCUUCCCGCCGGGACGGGGGCUACGAGAAGAUCAUCGGGGGGAAGUACAUGGGGGAGAUCGUCCGGCUGGUGCUGCUGAAGCUGGUGGACGAGAACCUGCUCUUCAACGGGGAGGCCUCCGAGAAGCUCAAAACCCGUGGGACCUUCGAGACCCGCUUCGUGUCGCAGAUCGAGAGGUAG